CAUUCACGACACAAGCAAGCCACAUGUUUCUGCCAUGUAAUAAAAAAAACAUGUACUCACCCUCACAUCCUCAAGUUUCACCCCCACCCAUGUCCAAAAUCCAACUCUCCCUGUCCAUCCAAUCCCUUUUCUUUUCAUGCAAUAUAUAAAAAAAUAAAUAAAAGAAAAAGUAAGCAAUAGAAUAAAAUAGAGAAACGAUUGGAGAGAGAAAGACAUGUUGGCCAAAGAAUCGGGUGGUUCCACCUUCGAUCUUCCCGAGGAAGUGUUGCAAGUAUUACCCUCUGAUCCUUUCGAGCAACUCGAUGUGGCCCGUAAGAUCACCUCUAUUGCACUCUCCACACGUGUUUCUUUGCUCGAAGCCGAGUCUUCUUCCCUUCAACUCAAGCUCGCCGAGAAAGACCAACAAAUCGCCGACCUUUAUGCCCAGAUCGAUGCCCUCGAUGCUUCUUUGUCUGAAACCUCUGAUAAACUCGUUAAGACCGACCAGGAAAAUGAGAGCUUGUUGAAAGAUAAUGCUUCGCUUUCUAACACUGUAAGGAAGCUUCAGAGGGAUGUUUCCAAGUUGGAGGUCUUUAGAAGGACGCUUAUGCAGUCGCUUCAAGAGGAUGAGGAAAGUUCUGUUGGGGGUCCUCAGAUCAUUGCAAAGCCAACACCAUCAGAAGAUGAUGCUACCUUGCCCUCAAGAACUGCUUCAAUGCGCAGCCAGUACUCUGAUAUGGGAAAUUCAUUUGUGGAGGAUCGUGACACAGAUGCAUCAAGACCUGGCAUACCGCAUGGCCUCCUACUAGCAUCACAAAUAAGCACACCUCGGGUAACUCCUCCAGGUACCCCACCAAGUCUGUCAGCUUCUGUAUCUCCCACAAGGACAUCUAAGCCAGUGUCUCCUAGGAGACAUUCAAUUUCAUUUUCUACCUCAAGAGGCAUGGUUGAUGAUAGGUCUGAAACCGGAUCACAGACUGGACGCACUCGGGUUGAUGGAAAAGAAUUCUUCCGCCAAGUCAGGGGCCGCUUGUCUUAUGAGCAGUUUGGAGCAUUCCUGGCAAAUGUUAAAGAAUUAAAUUCCCACAAACAAACAAGAGAAGAGACUUUAAGGAAGGCAGAUGAGAUUUUUGGCCUGGAUAACAGAGAUCUUUACGCAAUAUUUGAGGGUUUGAUCAAUCGCAACGUCCAUUAAAUCAGCUGAGCUAAAACUGUAUCUACGGUUUGUAAUCAUCCGUUUUUCCACUUUGUGAUUUAUUCAGAGAUUUUUUGGUGUAAAGUUGCCUAAUAAAAACCUGUGCUGUGACCCCUUCCUGAAAACUCUUUUUCUAUAGUUUUGUGUUGAGUGUAAGUUUGUUCAUACUCCAUGCCCUGUUUCAUUGUUGAGAAUCAUCGAAAUGCAUGUCAAAAGGAACAAUAAACAUACUUAUUGUUAACUUUUUUGUUCUAUGAUAUUUGAUGCUUUGGCUGAAAUUUCUUGUUCAAUUAAGGAGGGAGAGAUAUUUGAUCCCUGUUUCUAUUUUCCCCUGGGGAUCAUACUUUCUUUUGGAUUUUGAUUUUUAUAGUAAAAAUUGUAUCAUUAUUAAGUACUUACAUGUUAGGCACUUAGGCUAUGUAGCCCUCACCAAGGAAAAGAUGGAAGGGGAGAGAAAUAGAAGAAAUUUGAUUAAAAUGGUGAAAAA
Molecule: messenger RNA, 1661 nt
Organism: Durio zibethinus
Lineage: Eukaryota; Viridiplantae; Streptophyta; Magnoliopsida; Malvales; Malvaceae
Product: PH-response transcription factor
Source: RefSeq, a predicted model, not a curated record